AUGGAAUUACGUGAAAAGUGCCCAUGUGAUAGAGAACCUCGCCCAUCAUCCAUAACUGAUGAACAAUUAAUUGUAACUCCCGAAGCUAGAGAUAAACGAAAUAUAAAAGACGACCCUUUGUUAGGAACUCGUGAUGCUGAUGGUUUGGUUCGUGGUUGUGAAGAUACUGAUUUUCUUGGUUUUGGCGAUGUUUCAACGUUUCCAGAGGAUAUAGCCUCUAGGAUAGAAGAUCAGCGUGAAUGUAAAUUUUAG
Meloidogyne enterolobii is the source of this 252-nucleotide messenger RNA. The record is from the annotation of a GenBank genome assembly. NCBI's taxonomy places the organism in Eukaryota, Metazoa, Nematoda, Chromadorea, Rhabditida, Meloidogynidae.